GCCUGCAGAUUCUGCCCCCAAACCUGUCAGACCAGUUCUAUGGGAUGAGGGGGCACCCAGGAGGGGCAGCAGGGUUGGGAGGAAGCAGCCUUCCCCGGCCCAGCACAGAUCGCUGUAGACCCUGCGGACAGCAGAACUUUGGACGGACAGACGGCGGGAUGCUGGGCCGGGCCAUGAGGCCCAGGCAGGGACAGUCCUGGUUGCUGAUCCCACUGUUGCUGCAGCUUAUUGGUAUCCAGGCGGGGACAGGUCUGGAGCACAUCGGAUACGUGCCCCGGCUCUCCAGCGCCACCCUGGCCGGGAAGCUCACCCAGUCCACCUUCACGCUGGACCAACCACUGGGCCAGUUCAACCACCUCAAUAUCUCUGACUUGGACCCCAUCUGGCUGGUGGUGGCCCACAGCAACGCCAUCCGGAACUUCACUGCCCCAUGGCACACGGAGGACAUCCCUGCCCCCAGUGACUUCCCCCAGAGGGGCUACUACCUCACGCUGAGGGCCAACCGGAAGCUCUACUCCGGAAGUGUCCAGGGCAGCAACCAGCUCCCUGUCCUCCGUGUGGGCAAUGAUACACGCUGCUCGCCCACAAAAAGGGGCUGCAAUCGCCCCCUGCCGGGCUCAGGACCCUACAGGGUGAAGUUCCUGGUAAUGAGCAAGAAGGGACUUGUGGCUGAGACAGAAUGGUCCAAGGAGACUCGCCUGCAGCAAGGUAUUGCAAGCUGUCCCAGGGCCCCAGAGUGCAGGCACAGUGGUCAUCAUUGCCAUCCUGUCGGUCCUGCUGGCCAUCCUCCUGGCUGCCCUCCUCAUCCUGCUCAUACACACCUGCUGCCAAAGCUGCAGAAACGUCCUCAUUUCGAGCCCAGAGGAGCCGUUGAGCAUGGGAAGAUACAGCACCCACCACAUGGGCAACCCUUCGGCUGUGGGGGGCUCCUGAGCCACUCCAGGGGCACCCAGGUACCCCUUGGCCUCCUCCCUGGACCAGGCUGCAGAACCCCGAAGCUUCUGGAGCCCUGAGAGAGAUGGCUGUAAAUGAUGGUGGAGGCUGGUGUUCAUGCCCAAAGGUUGGACCAGUCCCUGGCAGAA
This is a messenger RNA of Sciurus carolinensis (gray squirrel), 1082 nucleotides long. Its product is annotated as uroplakin-3b-like protein 1. The coding region runs from base 45 to 1013 and encodes 322 amino acids. NCBI's taxonomy places the organism in Eukaryota, Metazoa, Chordata, Mammalia, Rodentia, Sciuridae. The transcript is spliced from 6 exons. The record is from RefSeq and is a predicted model, not a curated record.